AUAUAUAUACGACUGUAAUAUUGUUGUUUUUUCAGUAUGGAGAACUUAUAAUAUAAAGUUUUGCAGUUAAAACCGAAACCAAUGCCUAAAGAUUUAAAGUGGCCAUUCCCUGCUCACCCUGUCCCUGUUUGGUGGCGGUGGUCCAGCUUUUCCGUGGUCGCUUCAGUUUCACUCAUGAGCAAGUUUUGGUUUUCUUAUAUGAACACACUUAAAAUACACGGGGCGGAAAAGUUACACAAAGCAGUUUUCAAUCGACCAGCGACCAAUAGCUUAAUAACAGUAUCAAACCAUCAUUGUUGUGUGGAUGAUGCAUUACUAUGCGCUGCUUUACCUUGGUCUGCAGCUUUUAAAACAAAUAGUUUCCGAUGGACACUCGGUGCAAAAGACAUCUGUUUCACUAAAACUUGGCACAACUAUUUCUUUGGCAUGGGAAAGAUAAUACCACUAGGCCGAGGUGAGGGCGUAUUUCAACGUGGAAUGGACUUUGCGAUCGAUCGACUGAACAACAACGAGUGGAUUCAUAUUUUUCCAGAAGGUCGAGUCAACAUGGACAAAUCAUGGAUAAGAUUCAAAUGGGGAGUAGGAAGGUUGAUCAAUGAUUGUCAUCGCGUUCCAACCGUGCUACCAUUCUAUCAUGUAGGUUCUGACACUGUGUUACCCAACGAGAAACCUUACGUUCCAAAUAUACGCAAGAAAGUGACAGUUCUAAUUGGUGAUCCUUUAAACGUGGAACAUCAUUUAAACUGGUGUAGAGAGAAAGGCAUGAACGCAACUGAGAUUCGGAGAGUACUUACCACUUUUCUUCAAGAAGAAAUAGAGAAAUUAAGACUACCUGCAACUCAACUGCAUGAAAUGACAUCAUAGAAUUUAAUAACACCACAAACCUUGCUAUGCAAUAUGUUUAUGAAUGUCAGUGUUUUAAAUAUUUCAUUUGGUUGCUUACGCGUUUUUGGACAAAACUGUAUUAUUAAUUUAAAUCUGUUAAUUGAAAAAUCUAUGGAAUUUUUAAAAUUACUUUAGGUUACCACAUGGAACUUAGGCCAAAGCUACACUUCAUACACUUGGUGGAUUUGGUUACCCCAAAGUACUAAUUUUAAACUUUGUCUAUUAUGGGUGGGGUCCUGGGUCAGAUUUGGCCGUUACCCCAACCCUCAGAAAACUCUCAUGAUCAAUUCAAUACAAAUUUUAUACA
Ciona intestinalis (vase tunicate) is the source of this 1192-nucleotide messenger RNA. NCBI's taxonomy places the organism in Eukaryota, Metazoa, Chordata, Ascidiacea, Phlebobranchia, Cionidae. The record is from RefSeq and is a predicted model, not a curated record.